Molecule: messenger RNA, 3111 nt
Organism: Dacryopinax primogenitus
Lineage: Eukaryota; Fungi; Basidiomycota; Dacrymycetes; Dacrymycetales; Dacrymycetaceae
Exons: 22
Coding region: 1-3039 (1012 amino acids)
Source: RefSeq, a predicted model, not a curated record
AUGGUCCUCUCUAUCUCUACGAUCGGCAAGAACUUCUUCGACUGGCUGCGAUUUAUCUUUUCUAAAAAAGGCAUCCCCACAUGGAAAGGAACAUUGGCCUAUGUCAUCGCUUACAUCCUCGCUUUCAUCAAUCCGUUCACGGAAUUGAUCGCCGCCCCUCCACAAGUAUCCGGUCUGAUGAUCAUCGUCGUGCUUGCUGUGGCUGGUGCUCCGGUUGGCAUCUGCAUGGACGGCAUGAUCUGGAUUAUCUUUGGGAUCAUGCUUGGCGCUCUCUGUGCCUACAUUCUCUCUUACCUCGCCGGUGCACUUGUUGCGCAAGGCAUCGUGUAUUUCAUUCUCGUUUACAUUUUCUCCUACGCCAAGGCCGUCUCUCUGAAAUAUCUUGCUUUCACCCUUCUCGGCAUAGUCUGGUGCGUCAGUGGAGUGGCUGCAUCUCUACAAAACAACAAUCAACCUAACAUACCUUUCAUCGUCGGCACCAUCCAGGCCUACUUCUGGGGAUCAGCCAUCGUGUUCUUUGUCAAUCUUUUUGUGUUUCCUGUUUCCUGCGAGACAGUACUCCGAAACACCAUGGUAUCAGCCUUGGGUCACAUGGAUACGCUCUCUCGGCUGCUCUUACAAGCCUACGCUUUCGAUCUCACGGAGGCUGACGCGAUAUUGCGAACGCAGCUUGUUGGACAGUUGCGCAGGGAAACAGAUGUUAUUGAACAAAUGCUUGCUGGCACAUAUUUCGAAAUAUCUUGGUCGAAGUGGUCGAUGGGAGACAUCACCGGUCAAACAAAAGUUAUUCGCAAGCUGCAUGAGACCCUCAUGAGCAUCAAUGCCGACUACGCCGCCGCCGAGAAAGCAGGAUGCCUAAGGGAGAUCCGUGAUCGAUUCUUACAAAAUACUGUUCCUGAUAUGAAGCGCGUAUCUACCGGUAGGGAUCUUCGAUCUAGCUGUAAGGAUCGCUUAAUAAACGUACGAGCAGCCAUUUCCCUCACAAUCUCGGAACUGCUGCUUGCACUCGAUCCCACCUUCCAGUCUCUCAAGACACAAGAUAUCACAAAUCCGUUGGACCUUGAAAGACAAAAUAUGGCUGAUCAGACUGGCCCGGACAUUCAAAAUGAGGAAAUCAUACGAGCGUUCAAGCAGAGGUUCGCCGAAGAGAUAGAUAAGCACGACUUAGCAGCGACCGCGACCAGCUCGGCGACAAUUUUGAGCCCAUCUUCUGAUAUGACAGGCACGGUCAAAUCCAGUUUCGCUGACACACCUGUUGCCAUUCGCGCCCUCCACGAGAACGUGAAUCGCUGGACCUCACCGCAGCUCGAUAUCGUCGGUCAUUUACUCCUUUCGGGUGGCUUUGAUGCCAAAGAUCGGCCUCUAGUGCUUAACGCACCUUUGGCGUCGAUUGCGCACACUUUCGGUCAAGAGUCUUCUCCGGGUGUGGUGGGGAGCAGCGAAGCCCCCUUUCCGUACACGUUACGCUUGGGUUCUAUAGCGCCUUCUGUUAAUUCCGACGACACAGAGAAGGAUGGAGAAGAACUCAGCCUGGUGGAUAGCGCGACUGACAGAGUUGGUCAGGCUCUUGUGCGAAUGUACUCCCUGAUGUUUGCUGUUCACCGUCUCUCCGGUGAAGUACAGGAAUUGUACGAAGCUGUGCUAUCGAGUGACGGUCGGCGACGACGAUUGCACCUACAUUGCUACCAGCACUUAGUCAGCCGCACGCGCACCAAGGGACACUCAUCUACCGUCCCACUGACUGAAGCGGCCCAGUCGAUUGGUGCACAGAGCGCAUCGUUACCGAAGCGCCGAUUCUGGGACUGGCUGCUGAUAGCGGAGCAAUCUCUUCUUGGCCCGCGAAAUGUCUAUGCAUUCAAAUUGACCCUGGCGAUUGAGAUCUUGACGAUUCUUCUUUGGGCACCGGUUGUCAGGACAUGGUUCCUGUCGUAUGGACUGCCGAUUACUGUGGUCACAGUUGUACUGCUCGUGACUCCUACGUUUGGUGAAACCUACAUAUGGACAGCGCAGCAGUUGGGAGGUGUUCUAGGUUAUAUCACCGCACUUAUUUUGCUGGAGAUCUUCCGCAAUGUGGGCGGAUAUGCAUAUAAUCCCUAUGGCAUCGUCUGUAUCAUCGGCGUAUGGACCGUUCCUCUAAUGUACAUUAUGCAUGAGGUGCCCAUCGGAUUUCCGUUUGGACUUUUGGCCCUGGUAUUCGGUGCUAUCUAUAUGUGCAACAAUUACGUGAACGUGGUGAUUCUUGGCGCACCCUAUGAUACCCCGUCCUACUCCGCUGCUAAAGCGCUCACAACCAUUGCGGUCGGAAUCGCGCUUGGCGUUGUAUUCCAAUUCUUGAUCUUACGCAACCCCGCGAGGAGAACGCUCCGAAAAGGGCUCAUCAGCCUGCUCCACAACAACCGAAUCUAUCUUAGCGUCUUACAUGCAUAUUUCCGUUUUCUGCAAACUCCUGAAACAAGUUUGAGUGUUCCUCCAGCAGCAUAUCACGCCGUGGAACUCGAGCUCGAAAGAAGAGAGGCUGGCAUCCGAGGACAAAUCGGCAACAUCGCCCCUAUGAUUGGAAAUGUAUUCGGCGAACCUUACUGGGACGCACCAUUUGGCGCCGACGCUGCAAAAAAGGUAUUGGAGGCUAAUGAGAUUUUGCUUGACCGUUUGAAGGAUGCUCGGUCGGCUAUGCGGGGGCAACCUUUUGACCCAUAUCUCGCUCAGAAUUUUGUCUGGGUUUUGGCACCAUAUCGACGCCAAUGGAACGUUACGGUCCGAAUGGCAUUAUACUUGAGCGCAGCGUCCUUAAGCGCCCAGACACCUUUGCCGGCUGAUAUGUUGAGAGUUCCUUGGAAAUUCGUCAAUGAUAUGGUGCAAGAUUCGCUUUCUCUCAGUGCAAGCUUGGGGAAGAGCGACGAGGGUCGUGCCGCACUCAAAACGCAAGAUUUUGCACGUUUCUGGUAUUUCCUCCUCGUUAUCUCUGCCGCCACCGAGCAAGUCAGAGCAAUCGAGGAAGCCUGCGCGGCAAUCUAUGGCACAGAUGAGACAAUUUACUAGACGAGUGUGAGAGGGUCCAAUGGGUCCUGUAUAACUUGACAGGAUUGGCUCGUCUUCCUCCAUGGGAUAAUC